This is a messenger RNA of Acinonyx jubatus (cheetah), 8248 nucleotides long. Its product is annotated as transmembrane reductase CYB561D2. The transcript is spliced from 4 exons. NCBI's taxonomy places the organism in Eukaryota, Metazoa, Chordata, Mammalia, Carnivora, Felidae. The coding region runs from base 240 to 908 and encodes 222 amino acids. The record is from RefSeq and is a predicted model, not a curated record. Gene Ontology annotation, molecular function: transmembrane monodehydroascorbate reductase activity. Gene Ontology annotation, cellular component: endoplasmic reticulum.
CCGGCUGCAGUUAGCCCUCUUUGGACUCCCAGAACUUUCUCCUUCACCGCCUGCGGCUCACGGGUCUGCCCUGAGUACCGGACUCGGGUGGCCUAGGCUUCCUCCUAGGACAUCAAAUCGACCCGCACGGGGAUGGGGUCACCUCGCCCCCACCAGCUCUUCCUGCAGCAGCUCUACCUCGGCUGUACCGCUUCUGCGUGGUUUCCUGCCUCCAGCUCCAGCCACUGGCCCGGUUGACCAUGGCCCUUUCUGUGGAGACCGAGUCACACAUCUACCGAGCUCUGCGCACUGCCUCUGGGGCUGCUGCCCACCUUGUGGCCCUGGGCUUUACGAUCUUUGUGGCUGUGCUUGCCAGGCCUGGCUCCAGUCUGUUCUCCUGGCACCCCAUGCUUAUGUCUCUGGCUUUCUCUUUCCUGAUGACCGAGGCACUGCUGGUGUUCUCUCCUGAGAGUUCGUUGCUGCGCUCCCUCUCACGGAAGGGCCGAGCACGCUGCCACUGGGUACUGCAGCUGCUGGCCCUGCUGUGUGCACUGCUGGGCCUAGGUCUUGUCAUCCUCCAUAAGGAACAGCUUGGCAAAGCCCACCUGGCCACGUGGCAUGGGCGGGCAGGGCUGAUAGCUGUGCUGUGGGCCGGGUUGCAGUGCUCAGGUGGGGUGGGGCUGCUCUACCCUAAACUGCUGCCCCGCUGGCCCCUGGCUAAGCUCAAGCUAUACCAUGCCACUUCUGGGCUAGUGGGCUACCUUCUGGGUAGUGCCAGCCUCUUGUUGGGCAUGUGCUCCCUCUGGUUCACCGCCACAGUCACUGGUGGGGUCUGGUACCUUGCUGUGCUAUGCCCUGUCAUUACCAGUUUGGUCAUCAUGAGUCAGGUGAGCAACGCCUACCUGUACCGCAAAAGGAUCCAGCCAUGAGCUCUUCCCAGCCUAGAAGCCUGGAUUUGCCCCUCAGUGUAGUAGUGGGGGCUGGGGCCUCCUGGAUUUUCUCAGCUAAGUCAUGAGGACAUCUCAGGCACUGGGGAAGUCUAAAGUAGGAGUCUUGUGUGUGACAUUUUUUGCUUGCUCCUCAUGGUGGAGUGCUUCCCCUUUUCUUCUGUACUGUCCCAGAGGAGCUUAUGGAUGAUGUCUGGAUGAAGCUGGGGUUGCAAACCUACUUCCCCAGCAACUCAACUCAUACUUGUACUGGUAUGUCUGGAAAUUACAGGAGAGAAAAAAGCAAAAUAAAGAAGAAUGACUGAAAAGACCGGAUGGGAGGAAUAGCUUAGAACUGGGGAUAGUUCUCACUAAUGCUGUCAGAGUGAAGAAACAGGCAGCUAGGCAAGAUGGGGACCCCUGUCCCUGGCUGCUCACUGAGGGGCUGAAGCUCUCCCAGCACAUGAGCUCUGAGAUCUGGCUGCUGAGCCUCCUGUGCCCUCCGUGCCACCCAGGGCCCUAGAUGAGUGGCCCUAGAUGGUACAGCUAUGUGUCCUUUCACUCUCCCACCUGCAUACUGUGCUGGCAUCGCCAAACUGGUGGUUAGAUGUGGACAGUGACACGGUGGGAGCUGGGGAUGGGCUGUUUCCAUAGGUGUCAAGCACUGACCACUGUCUUGAGAGUGAGCAAUCGAUAAGAACACUCUUUAUGGUAGAGAGGCCCUCAACCAUCCGAUCUUCUGGGCAGAGCCUCCCUGACUGGGAAUCAGAGAGAGAGAGAACAUGAGUAAGUAUUGGAAGUGACAGCUCUGGGAAGGGUGUUUAACAGUGGGGGUAGGGGGAGUGGGGGCAAUAGGCUUCUUAUUCAGCUGGAGCUGGCAGGGAGACCAAGCCCUUGAACCUAGAGUAAAGUCCCUAACUUUGCAGUUGAACAUAAUGAGGGGGCUGCCCAAGGUGGUCUGAUAGAGCCCAGGAGCCAUACCUCAAAGAACUGCUUUAUUGAUACUGCGAGGCUGGGCUUCACUGCCCACUCAAGUGGUCCUGUAGAAAAUACUUGGGAGCCGUGGCUCUUCUGGCCAAGAAGCAGCCAUAGCCACAGCAGAGGGAAUCAGAAAUUUUCACAUGAACAUAGUCUUUCUGAGGGUGGGCAGGAAUGUGCAGCCCUGCACUGGCUGGACCCCCAGAACGUUUUUGGCAAAUCCUUGCCUUGGCUCAGGGCUCUUGGCAACCAGUGUCAGGCAUCAGGGUUGGCCCAGGAGGUGUGGCACCACUGUCCCUGCAGCCACUUGCUUGGGGCUGUCUGCUGAGGUACAGUCUUACCUCAGAUGGCCCGGGCUGGCUGACACUUCAGAGGCCCCAUGCCUGGCAUAGUGGUUGUCUGGAGUUGGAACCAGGUAGCAAGAGUCCUGGGUAGUGUUGGCGAGAGAUAGCAGAAGGCUGUGGAAACCCCCAGCAGCCCUUCUUCCUUCUCAGAGCAGUCUGCCCUGGAGUAGCUGAGAGGUGUCAAGGGGGGGCUUGGGAGAGGAGGCGCCUACACUCAAGGUGGUCUGGAGUUACAGCUUCGGCGGAGCUGCCUCGAAGGUGAUCAGGCUGGAUUCUGGGGCAGCCCCCUUCCCUGGGAGCAUGGGGGCCUUGUCUGAGGGUAGGGGGCUAUCCACCUUGGCCCCUGCCUCCUCUUCAUCGUCAUCCAUGCUUGGCCAGACGGACUGGUCCUCCACUCUCUUCAGACGCUCAUUGAGGGCCUUCAGGGCCAGUUGCCUGGAGCCAGAGGAAAGAUGACAAGUCACUUGGCUCAUGCCCUGUACUCUUCCCCCAUGAAGCUGACUCCCCCUACCACCCAGACUUCUCUCAGAAUUCUAUGUAUUCCCCUUCACCAUGCAGGGCCCAGGGCUUCCCAGGGACUGGAGAGGGCCACCUCUGCCAUCAGAAGAAGGACCCAAAGGCUGUAGAGCCUCCCCUUCAUAGCCAGGGCACCUUCAGGCUGAGAAGGCCAUCAGGGUGUUUGCCAUACUGUCCACCAGGCCAGUCCCACGAAUGAUUCUGAGGGUGGUGCCUAAGCAUGGGCAGAGUUGGUACCCCAAGAAAGAUGGGUGGAAGGAGUCCCUGAACAUGGGAGUUUCUGCCUGGGCACUGGUAUCACAUCCAAGGAGAGAGUUAUUACUUCUUCCUCUCUCCUCAUUAGGGGUGUUUUGAGUCUCCUGGCAAGGGUCUGUGGGGAAUGCUGGAAUGCAGGCACCUAUCCUGGAUCUCAACCUGGGAAGCAGGUCCAACUUGGGUCAGCCCACCCCUCCUGACUCUAAUGUUCUCCUUCCCAGAAGAAUCCCCAAAGCCACCACUACCGGUGUUAGAGCAGUGAACACCAAGUCCUUGCAGAAAGAGGAGGAACAGCCCAUUUGGACGGGACACAGGCCAAAGCUUACUGGUUCCACUGGACAAAUCCUUUUGGAUCUCACUUGGGGGGAAAUGGGAAAGUUGACUAGAAGAUAUACACGUGCACUUGGGACCCUAGUCUACCAGGAGGUAGAAUGCCCGUGCUGCCAGGCAAAACUUUCACUAGUGGUCACUAUGAAACCCUGAUGCCUCAACCUGUUUGUGCUACAAGCAUGGGGGAACAGCCUGUAAUAGCCUUCCAAGUUCCAGCAGAGAACCAAAACCUCCACCAUACCAGGGAACGUGACAGAAAAGGCAACAAGAACACAGGCGCAGAAAACCCAAGCACAAUUCCACCCUUUCCUCCAGCCUGACACAUGGCGAACUGGCAUAAACAGGACAGUCCUUCCCUGUGCUACCCAGGCUUCCAUCCUGGAGACUGCCUUGUCAGUUCUGUCUAAAGUCUGCCAAUAUAGAGAGGUAAUAGCAUGCUAGUCACUUCCUCACAAGAGUCAAAGAUAGGAAACCCUGUCUCCCCACUACUAGUAGCCAUUUGGGUUUGGGAGUGGCAUGCUGCCAGAUGUCCAACUGCUUGGAGUAGUAACAACCAUAAGGCUACGUCAAGAACCCACAUCCUGACAACCUCGCCUACCCCAACCUGCCAUUUUCUUGGGCCUGAGCAGAGGUGUUUUGAAAUGUCAGCCAACCCUAACAGUCCAAGACUUCUCACUAAAGGAGGAGUCACCACCGUGUCUUGGCCCCACCUGUAGAGCUGAGGACAGCUCAGUUUCUACCAGGCCCAACCCUCUUGGUCCCAUCUUCUCCACUGUAUAAAAUGAAGACAGACCUGUCUUUAGAAUUCAUCAGCCAUAGACACAAACUGUAGGGCCAACAGUUAUGCCCCGCAGCAUGCCUUGUGUACUUUUCAACAUCCACCACCUUAGGCCAUAGUAAUCUGCAGCCCUUCCCCUGCUGGAAACCCCUUCAUGAAAGGGGUGUGUCCCACACUGAAAUCCACAGCCCCAAUGGAGAGUAAGCACAGGGAUAACUUUUCAGCUGAAUUCAUAAAACUGUCUGCCAAGAAUCCAUUUCACAGGUGAGCAAAAGCAGAAGCUGACAGGAGGAACAAAGCCUGCUCCAGGCUUCACUACUAAAAGAACUGCCUCAAAAAAACCAAAAACUCUCAACAAUAGUGUUGGAAAUAGAGCUGUUACCACUCUGGUGAGUCAACAGACCUGGGAGAGAGAGAGAACGAGCCAGAAAGCUGGAUUAAAAAAAGAUCUGCCCUGCCCUGGCCAAGGUGCAUUCAGUGAAUAAUUCAUCUGGGACUCCAGAUGGUGCAGAUGGCUUGGUUUACAGAUAAUUAAAAAGGUUGUCUCCACUCCCUGUGUGGUCAGCAGACUCCACAGUGGGUCACAUGGCCUGUCCCCUGGGUUUGGUGACACAUACAUGCUAGAAGGACGGGGUGUAGUACCCCAAGUUUCCCUCUCAAUAAGUGGCAGAGAAGCACAGCAUAUGAGUUUUUAAGAUCCAGGAAGAGGACAUGGCUCAGCAUUUUGAAAUUGGGGUGGCCCAGACUGCCUAAUAAGAAUCCCAGGUCUCUUUUUCUGUUCCUCCCUCACAGGGGAAAAAGGACCAGCAGGUCGUUUCUGGCUCCCAUAGGACCAGUGUCUAGGAUUCCGAGUUUCUGACAUGAUUAGGAUUAUGUGUAUCUGGCCAUUAACCCCUCACACAGUAUAAAAGGACACUGGGCAUUUCUUGGGGCUUGUUAAGUAGCCUGAGUGGUGAGAAAGGCAACUUUCACUCCUUAAUGCUGGAAAACAUCUACUGGAGCCCAGACUCCUACAUGCUGAGUUUCUCAAAACCACAAACUGGAUUUUCUCUCUGAGUCUGCCCCACCACCUGACCCUUGGCUGCCAGCCAACAUACAGCAAGUAUAACAGACGAUAUGGGGCUUGAUCAAUACUCUCCUAGUUCAACAAGGUUUUGGAAUACUCCACAGUACCUUCUCCGUUCUGCAUCUUGAGGGUCUGUCCCUGGGAGGCUGAUGGUGAUGGAAGACGGGGCACCUACAUCAUAGCGCUUCACUGUCUUCUGGCAUAUCUUUACCUUCACCAGGAGGCCGUGCACCAAGUUCGCCAACAGCCCCACCACGGGCUGCAGAAUCUCAGGGAAGAAGGUGGCAAAAGCGAAGUGGUCAGCCAUGUCUCCUCGGCCUCGGCUAUGGCGCUGGUAGAAGCGAAGAUAAACCCAACUGGAGAGCAGCCCAAAGCCAUAGGAGGCCAGUGCUGGGCUCUGGAGCAGCGUGGCCAGCCGCAACAGCAGCAGCAGCCCCAACAGCAGCAUAGGCACCACGCUGACACGCACCUGGGGCACACGCAAGACCACACAGUCCCCCAUGGUUUGCUUGAGUGCCACCAGGACACCACCUAGGAAGCCCAGGGCUCCGUGGAUGCGGAUAGUGAAAAGGUAGACCAAGUUGAAGGAAGCCAUGUAGGUGAGGAGGUAGGCGAAGGCCCCCAACAACCCCACUGACACGUUCACCACUGAGAAGAAGAUGAGCAGCUCCAAGGCCCCCCAGAGGGGCUCCAGCAAACGUCCAGCCACCACCACCGUGGCAAGACUGAUAGCCACAUCCCACACGUGCUGUUCCAUCAGCCCAUGGGUGGCGAGGGUCCAGAUCCAGAAGUUGGGCGGAAAGAGGUAGCCUGGGGUAACCGCCAGGCAGCCCGUGUCCACGGCGAAGGACAGCAGGUAGAGGAAGAGUACUGUCGCACACAGGGCCUUCACCACCACGCUGGCGCUGGCCAGGAUGGCCCCCAAGUGCUGGCGGGCGCCCGGUAGGGCGCGCUGCAUCUUCCCGAAGGGCGUCGGCCUGGGGGAAAGGUCUAGUGUGUUAGGGGCCUCCCCGGGGCCUCGCCCCAGUCCGGCCCCGACGGGAGGCCCGGGCCCGGCCUAGUCACUGGCCUAUGGCCCCGGUGAAGACUCCACUUCUGGUCGGGUUGGCUCCGGUCCCAAAGGGUCAAGUUGGGCCUGGUCGCGGGGCCGGGGCCUAGGCCCCUUGCCGGGGACCUGAGGGAAGGCCCUGGGAGGCUUCUGCACGUCUGCUCGCCUGCCUGCCCUGUGGGCCCCGCGCCGAGCUGACCGGGCUGGCGUUGAUCUCAGGGCUCGGCCUAUUCCAUCCACUCGGGGGCCCUACGAUCUGCGUGGGACUGGAGCCUAGUUCUGGGCCCCAGUCAAGUCUCGUCAGCUCCGGCUCGGCCUCGGUCUUGGCUACGACCGUACCUCCUCCCUUCCCAGGCACCGACAAACAGGGUGCUGCGCUUGCGCGCUCCCGACGGCGGUGGGAUGCCCUUCCGGCUCUGCGGCAUGCUGGGACAUGGAGUCCUCAGCCGAAGCCGGGGACGAGCGGAUAUCAACUUUCUGGGUAAAACUACAAGUUCCAGGAAGCUGCGCUCCCGGGCCGUUCCAGUUGGUAAGAGGAAGGUGUGCUUGGGAGUUGUAGUACUCAGGACAGUUUCCGCCUGUUGUCGGGGAGUGGGGAGGAGUCAAUAGCUUCGCUAACCUGGAGGAAAGCUGCGGGUACCUGCGCGGCAGCGAAACUGCAGACACGCGCUUGCUGAAUUUCCUGGGAACAGUAGCCCCGUGCAUGUACAUUUGAAUACUUCUGAGUGGUCUUUGUGGACAGGUGUGUGGGUAAGAAUGUUGAUGGUCUUGGUGUGCGUACCAGUGUGCAGGGACUCCGAAACUUCCGCAGCCUGGUGGUGUGUGUCUGAUCCAGGUUGUAUGGGUGUAUGAGACCUGACCCAGAUUGGAAUUCUUGCUCUUCCAUUUGGCGGCUGUGCGACACUGGCUAAGAUUCCUCAAUUUCAUGGACGUAAAAUGGAGAUAAUUUUACGGUGAGGGUUCAAGGGGACUGUGGUGUAAAAUGCCAGUCCACUCUGGGGGCUCAGUGAGUGUGUUGCCCAGGCUGCCCUUGUUACAAGUGUGGUGGCACUGCGACUUGAACUCAGGUCUCCUGUCCCCAAAAUGGCAAGGCUGGACUGCUUUUAGUGACUCUCUUCCCCAUCACAGAUUUCUUAUCUCUAGCCUUGAGGAGGAGAGAUCUCCCCCACAGACUUGGGCCAGGGUGGCCCAGGGCCCUCACUUCACUGCAUUGGUAGCUUCCAGCAGUUUGUGUCCUGUGCAAACUGAUUUUUUGGUGUAUUUACUUUUUAAAAAUGUGCAUAUAGUUAAAACAAUUAUAUGUGACAGAGCACAUGUAUAAAGUGCAGAAUCCCUUCCUUUCAGCCACUGAUCUCAGUACAACUUCCGACCUGUGCAUAGCCUUCUAGGUUACAAAAGGUGUUGACAGUCUUUUCUUUGUCUAGGGUCUGGACUUUAAUUUGAUGCCAGGGAGGGUUGCCAGCUUUAGCAAAUCAAAAUACAGGGUGUUCAGUCAAAUUUGAAUUUCAGAUAGGUGAAUAAUUUUUAGUGUAAGCAUGUCCCCAGUUUUUUUAGUAUUGUUGUAUCAUACAAUAUUGGAAACAUACUAAAAAAAUUCAUCAUAUAUCUGACUUUAAAUUUGACUGGAUGUUCUACAUUUUAUCUAGCAACCCUAUCCUGGGACCGAGCAGGCAUGGGAGGGCAUGGGAGCUCUCUCAGGGGUUACUAGUUAGGCAUUGCUCUGUGGCCAACCACUGCAGGAGGAGUGAGGAAGAGUGUCUUUGGUAAGGCCCAGAAUGUCCUCCUGCAUUUAUUUAGUAUCCAGUGCCCCCCAACCAGGUCACCUCAGGUUUCUAGCUGAAACCUUUGCUGAUUUCUUGCCUUUCUCACCAACCAAGAGAGGAGACUUAGUCUCUGUUCGUUUAUCUGUCUAUGGGGAUAAACUAGUACCAAGUCUAAGGUGUAAGCUGACUGCCUACCAGGUGAGUGCAAAGUGUGUUGUAAGUGAGUAAGCAUCAGCAGUAUUAGGAAACCUCUGUUGGGGGGGGG